This is a messenger RNA of Ipomoea nil (Japanese morning glory), 1567 nucleotides long. Its product is annotated as B-box zinc finger protein 32-like. The record is from RefSeq and is a predicted model, not a curated record. The transcript is spliced from 2 exons. The coding region runs from base 407 to 1225 and encodes 272 amino acids. NCBI's taxonomy places the organism in Eukaryota, Viridiplantae, Streptophyta, Magnoliopsida, Solanales, Convolvulaceae.
AAAAAGAAAAAGAAAACGCAAAGAAAAACAUAUAGCUGUUUCAACGCACCGCCUAUCUCGCAUUCACCAGUCUCUCUCUCAAAUCCUUGGGGUGUUUAUCUCUCUAAACCCGUGCUUUUUCUCUCUCUCUCUAAAACCAGUUGUUUCUCUCUCCUCCCCGGAGCUGAAGGUACGGCAGAGUUUUUACAUGGUUUCAUCCCCUCUAUUCUCUCCACACAGUAUCCCACCAUUCUCUCUCUCUAAAAUCCGUACAAUCUCCAUCCACUCUUCAUCUCCUAUAUAUCCACAAAUUUCACAGCACAGUUUUUGUCCGCAAACCAACCUUGAGGUUUUUUAAAAGAAAAUUUCGUUUCUGGUUCCUCUGAGAUCCGGCGGCGAAACGUGAUUUUUUUCUGUCCUGUUGACGAUGAAGGAGACGGCGACGGUGGUUAGGAGCUGCGAGCUCUGUAAUGGCGAGGCGGCGGUUUGUUGCCCGUCGGAUUCCGCGUUUCUGUGUUGGAGCUGCGACGCCAAGGUUCACGAUGCAAACUUUCUCGUUGCUCGACAUAUUCGGAAUAUUAUUUGUUUGAAAUGUAAAUCGUUUACCGGACAUCGUGUUUCCGGCUUCGGCGUGGUUCCGAUUGCCGGUCACUGUGCUUCGUGCUCGUCGCCGCCGGAGGAGGAGGAGGCUGAUCUCGGCGAUGCGGUUUCUUCUUCUUCCUCGUCGUCGGCUUGUGUUUCGUCUACUCACUCCUUCCGUCAAAAUAAAAUGAGUGAUCAGUUCGAUUGCAGGGGGAAUGGCGGAUCUUCGGAGUCGUUGGCUUCGCGAAACGAGUUUUCGACCGAGGUUACUUUUCCGGCGACUCGGGGGAAGUGUCAAGCGAGAUCGCCGCCGGUACCGUCGAAGCUUGACCCCGCAGCCGAGGGCAUUUUCGUCAACUGGUGCAAAAGACUCGGAAUCGGCGCGGAGGACAAAGUUGUCCGUAAGGCUUGCGACGCUUUUCGGCUCAGUACGGCUCUCAUAUCGGUUCUACCGUUCCGAGCCGUUCUCGCGGCGUCUCUAUGGUUCAGCUUGAGAAGAUGCUGUGGCCACUCAUCGUCCACGUGGCGGGCUGUUAAGAAGCUCGAGGAGAUCUCCGGCGUGCCGGCGAAGCUCAUUUUAGCCGCCGAGUCGAAGCUGCAGCGGGUCGAAAAAGCCGGUAAGCAGCGGCGCCAUUGGUUAGAGGAAGGAUGGGAUGAGUCAUGAGUUAUCGGCUGCCGCUUAAGUGUUCGGUUGUGAUUCAUCCCUUGCACAAAGAUUCUCUCGCAGAAAAAUAAUUCUGCUUUUUUUUUUUUAAUAAAUUAAUUAAACUUAAUUAAUUAGGGUUUAGAUUUUCUGGUUAAUUUUGAUUUCUUAAUCUUCCAUAAGUUAGAUAGGAAAAUAUUUCUUCCCUUUUCUUAAGUUUCAUGUUUGAAGCAUGGUCAUAGGUUUUCCAACAAAUCUUUAGUUUGGUUUCUUCGACACUAGAAAUUCUGUCAACUCCAUUUUCACUAAAAUCAUGAAUCUUAUUGUAAAUUAAAUUUAAUCAAAGUCAUGAUUUCUUUAGUA